AUGAAGGAAAAUAUUAAAAAACUUCAUGGAUGGUUGAGGGAUAAAGGCUUGGAACUGUCGGAUGAGAAAAGCUCGAUAGGGUAUUCACAAGACAUAGUGAAACCAGAAAUUCCAAAGUCCGAGCGUUACGUGGAUCCUGCAAUGAUUGGUGUGUUGGUUGGAAUGGCCUUAAUGUUCAUCAUUAUUUGUGUCGUCUUGAGGUUAUUCAGCAAUGCUCGUUGGCGUGAAAAUCGAACGAUUUUCAACACCCCGAAUCCGCGCUUGAUGAACGUGUCCCUGUUGCGAGAGAGCAAGCACGAACGAAGGGGCUCUAGGGGGUCCGUCAGGGCUCCCUCCAGGAGGCCCAGCAUGGCGUCUCUUAGGCCACAAAGUCCGCAAUCAGCAGGACCCAAUCAAGGAGGCCAACAACGAGGCGCCAAUGUAACGAGCGCUGAAGUUUCCUUAUUCGAACCAUGA
Messenger RNA from Ctenocephalides felis (cat flea), 456 nucleotides. RefSeq lists its product as uncharacterized. The transcript has 4 exons. The coding region runs from base 1 to 456 and encodes 151 amino acids. Lineage: Eukaryota; Metazoa; Arthropoda; Insecta; Siphonaptera; Pulicidae. The record is from RefSeq and is a predicted model, not a curated record.